GUUCCAAUGCCUCCCAAUUAUUUUAAUUGAAGUGGUCUUUCUCGGGCUAAAUAUCUCUGAUUAAAUCCACGAGUUCCGCUACGUCGUUAGAUCAUCAUCAUGUUAAAUAAAGGGAUAUAAAAUACUGGACAUAUCUAGCAUAGAGGCCGUCUACUAUCUAUAAAUCAUUUUUCAUUUAAUUAAUCCAUGAACCAGAGAUAUGUCAGCAAUUUAGCAUAACAUUCAAACAUCAUGUCAACUUUCGCGUGGUUAAGAAGGUGACGUGCACGCGCUGAAUCAUCUUGACGCGAUCUCCUGACCUGUUUUAGAAUAGUGUACAAUAUCUUCUUUGAUGUGAAGUCAUAGUUCAUCCUAUCACACAACCUAACGAAACUAACAGGAAAACCGCCAACAACUGCUGAGAAUGGGGUCGUUUUUGUCUUAUCCGCUGGUGAAAGCGCCUGACAGUUACGACCUUCCUGAAUCUGAGUCUGAGGACGAAGAUCAAACAGAUCUUUCUUCAGAAGUACAUAAAGUAAAUCUUAGGUCUUGUAAACACACGGUCUGGAAGAGGAUGCGAUCCAGAAAUGAACAGACCAGGUUUGAUGAAUACAGGCAGAACUGGAAUGAUGUGGUUAUGAAGUUAAAGGAGAAUUCCCCCCAAUGGACACCUGAAGACCUCUUGAACCUUAGACAUCAAUUUGAGGUGUUUGACAAAAAUGUUGAACAGCUUCUUGAUUAUAAUGAGCUCAAUACGGCUCUAGACUUCAUUCAGGAUCAGUCCUCUCCCGAGCAGCGAAGAGCGAUGUUUGAGAGUGUAGACACCCAUCAGUCUAACUCCAUAAACUUUGAGGAGUAUCUUCAGCUGAUGAACAAUAUUACAAUUGGGACACCUGUACCCAGAGCUCCUAAGACUGAGGAUGACAAAGACCCUGCCAUUAUGAACAUAAUCUCUGGUGUAGCAAAAGCAGACCCCUUUUCACAAAUGUGCUAUGGUUUAUUCUAAAUUACA
Messenger RNA from Myxocyprinus asiaticus (Chinese sucker), 991 nucleotides. RefSeq lists its product as uncharacterized. The record is from RefSeq and is a predicted model, not a curated record. Bases 404 to 985 code for a protein of 193 amino acids. The transcript has 5 exons. Gene Ontology annotation, molecular function: calcium ion binding. Lineage: Eukaryota; Metazoa; Chordata; Actinopteri; Cypriniformes; Catostomidae.